Vicia faba (fava bean) is the source of this 603-nucleotide messenger RNA. NCBI's taxonomy places the organism in Eukaryota, Viridiplantae, Streptophyta, Magnoliopsida, Fabales, Fabaceae. The record is from the annotation of a GenBank genome assembly.
AUGUCUCAAGAUGUUUUAUCAGCUAUUUCCACAGAAUCCGUUUUAUAUUACAUAGUUACCUAUAGAGAGAACUUUGAAGGCUUUGAUAUUAUUGCAUUGUUGAUGUGGAAAGGCACAGAACAACAAUUCAAGAAUAAUAAGCUCAUUUUGAGGAGUAUUGAUCUUUCAAGCAAUCAAUUGAUUGGAGAGAUUCCAAAAGAAAUAGAAAACUUGAUAGAAUUAGUCUCGUUGAAUUUAUCAAGCAACCAUUUGACCGGAAAAAUCACUUCAGAGAUUGGAAGAUUAACAUCACUUGAAUUUCUUGACUUGUCGAGAAACCAUUUAUUUGGCCCAAUUCCUUCUUCUCUAGCUCAAAUUGAUCGUCUGUCCUUGUUAAAUCUGUCUAAUAACAAUCUGUCUGGAAGAAUUCCAAUAGGCACGCAGUUACAAAGUUUUGUUGCGUCAAGUUAUGAAGGGAAUGCUGAUCUUUGUGGGAAGCCACUUGAUAAAAAUGUCCGGGAGAUGAAGAAGCCGCACACGAGAAACCAGAAACAGACUUGGAGACAUAAAUAUGUCUUGUUCUUGAAUAAUAUAGUUGACAGAAUUACGAGUUUAUGGCGUUGA